AUGAAGCAGCGUGCCACGCUCAAUGAACUGAACAAGCAAGUCGAGGAGCACCAGGAAGCCGAAAGAAGAAAAGCCGAAGAGGAAAAAGCCAAGCUUUUACGUGACAAAGAAGAAAUGGACCGGACCCUGCGGCAGAGAGUUCAACAACGCGAGGAAGCAAAGAAACAGAAGGACGCAGAGGACAGAAAAAUAAUCCGGCGUACAAUCAAGCAGAUAGAACAGCAGAAACGGCAGGAGCUUCAAGAGAAGUCCGACUACCGGGAGACCGUGAGCCAACAGGAACAACAGAAGGCUCUAGUUAGGGAAGAAGAAGAGAAGAGAGAAGAUCUACGAUUCUUGCAAGAAAGCCUUCGUAUGGAAAAGGAGGCCGAGUCGCGGCGUAUUGCGGAAAGGCAACGCCAUGUGGAAGCUCACCAGAGUCGCGCCGACCGCAUUGCGCCAACGGAGUUUGCAGACGCAGCCACACGCAGCGCUAUAGAGCGAUACAACAAAGAACAGGCGGAGCUUGAUAAGAAGCAACUUGCGCACCAGCUGGAGAAAAAACAAGCGGCUAUAGACAACGCUGCCUACUUGAAGAGGCAAACCCAGGAGAGGCAAAACCUCAAGAAAGCAGAGAUAGAGGAAAGGCGGAAAGUACAGCAAGAGCAGGAAAAAGAUGCGAGGAACUAUAAGCUGGAGCUGGAGGCGAAAGAAAAGCAGAAACGAAUGGAGAAUAUGAAACAGCAGGAACUCCUGCUUCAGCAGAUUGAAGAGCAUAAGCGCCGUACAGAUCUAAUCGUCAGCCCAACUGAAAUCAAGUUGAAUAGAGCGCUGCUGGAAAAGGUCAAGGCGUACAGGGAGAAUAGGCCAGCGAGAGCCUCUGAGCGGCGUCGAAGUGACGAUACCUCAGAUUCAGAUGGGAGCUAA
Besnoitia besnoiti is the source of this 906-nucleotide messenger RNA. Its product is annotated as rhoptry protein ROP14. Bases 1 to 906 code for a protein of 301 amino acids. The transcript is spliced from 8 exons. The record is from RefSeq and is a predicted model, not a curated record. Lineage: Eukaryota; Apicomplexa; Conoidasida; Eucoccidiorida; Sarcocystidae.